UUCAAUUGAAGAGUCAUAUCGUCCACCGCCACUAUGACUGUCGUAGACAAGAUAAAAGAGACCGUUGGUCUUGAACCCCGAAAGGCCACCCGCGAGGAAAUGAGCGCGGCGAGAUUGCCAAUUCCCUACCGAGACUCAUGCGCACAUCUUCUAAUCCCCCUCAACCGGUGUCGACAAGACGAGUUCUACCUUCCCUGGAAGUGUGUGGACGAGCGCCAUUCAUACGAGAAAUGCCAAUACGACGAGUUCAAGCUACGUGUCGCAAAGAUGGACGAGUUGAGGGCAGCCAAGGGCGGAGAGAGGAGCAAUUGAGGCACGAUAUCAGAAGAGGUGGAUCCGCGGAGUUUCCAGAGAGCCAAAGAGAGCCAGAGGAACGCUGCUUGUAUAUAUCCGCAGCUUAUCCACUCGAAUACCAAAAUGCACGAAAUUUAACGCCAUUGAGUGUCCAAUUCAUUGCAACACGAGAAGAGCCGCUGUGGGAGCCGGUGUCAAAUGAGAGCGUUCUCGCUACAAAUGAUCAUAUUGAUGGUAACAAUGCUAAAGAUAUUCUAUACACGGUACACGCAGAUUCCCGCCCUUAUGUUCUGGCCAAUAUCGAUCAUGACAAUCC
Messenger RNA from Aaosphaeria arxii CBS 175.79, 610 nucleotides. RefSeq lists its product as uncharacterized. NCBI's taxonomy places the organism in Eukaryota, Fungi, Ascomycota, Dothideomycetes, Pleosporales. Bases 34 to 312 code for a protein of 92 amino acids. The record is from RefSeq and is a predicted model, not a curated record. Gene Ontology annotation, cellular component: mitochondrion. The transcript has 3 exons.